AUGAAACAAACAGCCGUCAUAAGCUUCAAGUGUGUGCUGCUCAUAUUUUUGUUGACAUUUGACUGUAAUGCACAGGUAAAUGAAGAAGAUACUGAGCAGCCUCCAGAUGACUCUGGAGCUGAAAACACUUUCUUUGCCUUGCGGAGUUGUCACCGGUUGCUAUACACUGACAGUGGUGAGUUUUUCUCCCCGGACUACCUAUGCUCCAAUCCUCCCCUGUGGUGCAACUGGACAAUCCAGGUGGAUCCGAGUAAAAGGAUUCAUCUCUACCUGGAGGAUUUGACCCCUGAUGACAUCUGUAACCUCAAACAGGACCAAAUCCACAUUGACGAGCCAGUUGGAGAGUUAGCGGGACACAAAGUCUUACAGAAGUGCUGGCAAGAGGCCAAAUACACCUCCUCCUCCAAUAUUCUGUAUGUGGUGCUACUGAUUGGCGGCUGGCCCAACCCCCUGUACAGGGGCUUUUAUGGUCGCUACCAGGCAUUUGGAUCACCAGUCAUUUAUAACCCAGGUGAAGGCUUUACAGAGACAAGCAAUGAGUCAGAGACAUCUCCUGGGCUGAUGGACUUCAGUGAAUCUGGACCAGGUACAAAGAGGGAACAGAUGGGGUAUGGUUAUGAUGAGGAACAAUUAGCAAUGAUGACUGAGCUACCCACGGAGCCCAAGAUGCCUGCAGACACAAACACUUGGGUGGAUAAAAACAACCCUCUGUCCUUGUCUGGGAACUACACGACCAUGCCGACUGAAUCAGUGUCCACCCAAAGGACCUUCAGAUCAGGGAGAGGUAUCACUCACACCCAACUGGAAGUCACCACUGACACUGCAACAGCAAAACAAAUGAAUGAGGAGGAAUCUACUGUUGCAGAGGAUGAGACCACAACUCUGAGCUGGACAGUGAAGGAGAACAUAACAGAGGUCAGUCAGACCUCAGUCCAGCUUUCCCCAUCCUCUGACAGACAGGAAAUACAGCACACUGAUCAGACUCAUCCUCAGCCUAACAUGGUGGAGCCACUGUCAGACCACAGAGGGAACUCAAACAUGAAAAAUGACUCAGAAAUUCAACAUUUUCCUGGUGAUCACCUGUUUGAAGUGGCUAUAGAGAUCAACUUUAGUCAGGAUUUAGUGAAGUCUUGGGACAACCUGGCCAGAUCACUGCUGCUUUCAGUAAAAGCUUUGAUCAGCAAACAGCUGGAGGCUCUGCAUGCACAACUGUCAGUGUCUUCCAAAAGAAUAAAAAGGUUGCAUGCAGGAGUGCUGUACAUCCUCUGGCUGCAAGUUAGACAGGGACCUAGAGGCAUGCAUGUCCACAGGGGCAUCCACUCCGCUCUCCAGGGGCUCAUUGCCACUGGCAUCAACUUCAAAGGGAAUCUGAGAAAGGCAAUCAUCAUGUCUGUGUCGACUGCAGAUGUUAAUGAGUGUGGGACCCAACUUGUUCAAUGUGACAUCAAUGCAGACUGUGUGAACCAGUUUGGCUCCUACUCAUGCCAUUGCCGGGCAGGCUUUCAGGAUAACUCCCGCCUGGGAUCAGGAGGAACCAUCUGUGUGGACAUAAAGGCUGCAGGUUGCAGCUCACGCCUGUCCACUGAAGCUAAAGGUGUAUACGUCCUUUUCUUCCUGCUCAGCUCACUAAUUCUUGCACUGCUGGUGGUUGCCGGCAUGUUCUACCAUCGUCACCACCGGGGAAAAUUCCUAGUUCGCUGCCACAGCAACAGCAGCUUAUCCCCUUCUGACCCCAACAACAACCACCAGCAUCCUGAGGAAAACUACUCCAGUCCCGCUGACUCUGACCUGCCUCCCCCAUCUCCACCUGCCUGGGGCCCCAGAGAGUGCUGGGGCCAUGUAAAGGAGCAACGGCAAGUUUUGGAUCUGCAGCUGCUGCGCUUCAAUCUGCUGCACCCUCCAGACAGCUACAUGGAUCAGCGGGAGGGUGUGAACAGUCAAUGAUAAUUAAUCUUAAUUAUAUUCAGUAAAAUGUCUUCUUUAAAUUUACUUUCUCUUUUUUUUGUCUGCAUUUUGCACUAUUUGUAAAUUGCACAAUUAAAGUCACAAUGAAAAGCAUUUUUAUUCCUUGUUUCGAAAUUUUCAUGGGGUCUUGAAAGGCCUAAGGGACAUAUUUACUAAGUUGUCACAAAUUAUUUGCAGUGAGUGCCAAAAUGUUCCACAUCUAGUUUUAGUUGACCUGAUACCCCUAAUACUAGUAUCAAAUGACCAUAUUUGUCACCAAGUCUGGUAAGCAAUGAAGUGCAAAACAUGUCUUGAGAGAAGACGGUUGUGAUGAUAAUAAUAAAUCUUAUUUGAAAGUGCCUUUCAAGACACCAGAGGACACUUAACAACAGAAUAAAACUCAAGCCCCCACCCCCAAAGGGGGUCGGUUGCCCUCGGCCUGGGGCUCGGGGCACAGCUGGCUGCUGGCGGAGCGCACGAGCACGUCACUGCAACCCCCCCCCCCUGCUCCAUGGCUGCUGAGUAACCCGUCAUCUGGGGCUCUCCUCAGCUCUUUCCGGGAGAGUGGCACGGUUGCCCCUCUGUUGGUCUUCCUUGGUCUCUUGUGCUCUGAGGGCCUCUGGAUGUCUGGAGCCUGGAUCUCCUCCAUACCUGCUUCAUGCCCUGGAGGACGGGGCUGUGGCCCCCCACACCCUCUAGCAGAUCAUUACAUGAAGGAACCUUUUAAAAACAAGCGCGUUCAUGCUCACAGGUGAACACACGGGUGAUCACACACACAAACUACACCCUUUUUGGCUCCUACCUCAAAGCACACUGUGUGCUGUUGAUCCUACGUGCUGCACAAUAAUAUUCAAUAUUUAGUAUUUACUAUUAUAUUCACAUAGAUUAUCACGAUGAUGUUCUUUAUUAUAUUGCUCUUUUUUUUGCUUGUUUUCUCUUUUCUUUCUCAACAGGUGAUCCAGGUGAUUGAUAUAUGUAUUUUUUGUCUGUUUGUUUUGUUGGUUUUUGUUUUUUGCCCUUUAUCACCGUUCCUCUUCCCCGAUGUUUUUCUUUCCCUCCCUCUCUUUCAUUCUCCCUUUUCUUUCCCCCAGUCUUGUCUGUCCCGUGUGUAGCAAGUGAAAAUAAAAUAAAAUAAACAAUAAAAGCAAAGGUGAAUCAAAUAGACCAAUACGGCAAGGCCGGGAUAGUCCAUUUGGUAAAGGAAAUCCGGUGGGCAUCUUUCUUUGCCUUUAGACAAUAAUUCUGAUGGCAAAAGAGCCAAACGGGACAGGCGGGGGGGAAAAAAAAAGAAUAAAACACAUAAUAUAACAAUGAAGACAAAGGAAAAAUAAGAAAACAAAAGGACAAAAUAAACAAUAAAUCCAAGUCGAAAAAUGUACCGGUCAGUAGCGGCAGCCAGACACACCAGCAUUCACACAAGUCAGAAGUAUUCACCGGCUUGAGUGAAUGUGGGAUUUACAUGGAAAAAGCCUAUAAAACAGAAAAUUUAGGAUACUAAAACUAUAGAUCAAAACAAAUCGCCAAUACAACUUUGAUACAUAAGAUCUUUGAGCUAACUUUUAUAGUCUUGUGUCAGGCAGAUGAUGCCUGCCUGGGACAGCUCAUAGGGGAGCAGUAAUAUAACAUAUGUCUACACAUGUAUAAAUGUAUAGUGUAUGUGUCUUUUAGAUCCUGUAGAAGAAAUUAAGUGUGUGAAGAGGGCUCUCCAUUUACAUCAACAAAUUGGGGUCUAUUAAAUAAGAUUCAAACUAUUGCAGCAGUACCUUUAGUGCCUUUUGAAUGCUCUAAUCGCUGUUAAAAGCCAUAAGAUUCUUUGUAACUGUUACCAAUGCUGUUUUUGUACUGUGAUGAAAUCUGAAUCUUGAGUAAAAUUCUUUAAAUAAACAUUCCUCUGCAGAUGAUCAGUUAGCUGUUUUGUAACUAGUCUUUUUUAGAAUUUUUGAGAUAAAAGGAAUGUCUGCAUGCAGCCUGAGUCCACCAAAA
This is a messenger RNA of Pelmatolapia mariae (spotted tilapia), 3927 nucleotides long. RefSeq lists its product as uncharacterized. Lineage: Eukaryota; Metazoa; Chordata; Actinopteri; Cichliformes; Cichlidae. Gene Ontology annotation, molecular function: calcium ion binding. Bases 1 to 1944 code for a protein of 647 amino acids. The transcript is spliced from 10 exons. The record is from RefSeq and is a predicted model, not a curated record.